This is a messenger RNA of Vigna angularis (adzuki bean), 791 nucleotides long. Its product is annotated as auxin-responsive protein SAUR71. Gene Ontology annotation, biological process: response to auxin. The record is from RefSeq and is a predicted model, not a curated record. NCBI's taxonomy places the organism in Eukaryota, Viridiplantae, Streptophyta, Magnoliopsida, Fabales, Fabaceae. The transcript has a single exon. Bases 177 to 632 code for a protein of 151 amino acids.
UUGAAGGAACCAACUUCUCUAUAUAUAAGAAAACCAACCUUAACUUCCACAAACACAAGCUCAUCAUCAUUCUCUUGCCACCCCAGUAUUCCAUCUCUCGCUUAUAUAUAUAAUUUCUGCAUAAAGUUGAACACAUUUCUUGUGUAUAUAUAUAGAAGUAGUUUAAGAGUAAGAAAAUGGAGUUUGUGAAGAAGUGGAAGAGAGUACUGGGAAGAAGCAAGAGAUUGUAUCCGGAGAACAGCGUAAGUGGAAGCUAUGGCAGAUUGAGAAACAAAGAAAGACAACAUAGGAAGAAGGCUUGUGUGGCUCCACAAGGUUGUCUUUGUGUCUACGUUGGACCCGAGAGAGAGAGAUUCGUUAUCAAGAUCGAGAUAGCGAACCACCCUUUGUUCAAAGAGCUUCUGGAUGGUGCUGAGAGAGAAUAUGGGUAUAGAAACGAUGGUCCCUUGUGUCUCCCUUGCCACGUUGACUUGUUCUGUGAAGCACUGACGGAGAUGGAAAUCGGCACCGCGGAAGAAGGUGUUAUGGGUUCUCGUAGUUACAGGCACAAUUCAUGUUCAGUUUCUGAUACCAGAUGUAGAUAUUCGAGAGGGUCUUUCUCUGAUUGUUAUUAUGAAAACCUUGUGAAUUGAGAUUAUUGAAACAGAUUCGACGAUAUGAAAAAGGAACAUAUGGUAGAUUAGAACAUGCUUGUUUUAGUUUAAAUUUUUUGGUGAGUUCAUCAGUUUUGAUGUUUGUUAGCAGUUCUUGGCAAAGGAUCUAGGGUUGGAUUGUUCCAAAUAUAAAAUUGA